AUGGACGAGCUACUAUCAAAGCACCGCAAGGAACAAAAAGACUUGCAAGGCCGCAUUACUCAAAAGAAAAAGUCCGCCACGAAGAAGACCCGCAGAGGCAUCAAUGAUGAUUGCGAGCGCAUGCAACGAGAGCUUAAUGAGCGACACCAAACAGAAAUCGCACAACUAAAUGGCGAACCACUUGAGCCAGUGGAAGCCCUAGAAGACCUCAACCUGGAUGACGAAGCCCCCGCCGAUAUAGAAUCGAACGAGAACAAGACACCUCAGGAUGCAGAACCAACGCCCAACCCAGCAGAAGAACAACCUACUCAAACAAAGAAGCCCAACCGUCAAAAGGCCCGCCUAGCUCGUCGAGCAGCCGAGCAAGCUGCGGCGGCUGAAGCUGCAGCCGAAGAAGCCGCCAACCAAACAAAUUAUAGAGGCGACGAGAAAGAAGUGAUGGACGCUGUAUUCAAGAAGCUCGGUCUGAAGGAAAUAGAAGUCAACCCAGAUGGACAUUGUCUCUAUUCCUCUGUUGCCAAACAGCUAGACGAUUCCGGACUCGGCUUGCGGCCGGACCCAAGCCGAAUUGUUCUCCAGCCUACAACACAAUCACGCAUUGACACCGUUGCAUCACCACAGCAUGAUGGCUAUCGAGCCGUCCGAGCCGUGACGGCGGACUUUAUCGAUCAGAACAAAGACGAUUUCGAAGCUUUUAUGGAAGAGCCGUUAGAUGUGUAUACGCGGAAGAUUAAGCUCACUGCUGAGUGGGGAGGGCAUUUAGAAUUGCAGGCGAUAGCCCGAGCCUACGGUGUGGAAAUUAAUGUUGUCCAGAGUGAUGGGCGAAUGGAGAAGUUCGAAGCGAGCGACAUGGACAGCUUUGAUGAGGAGGAAAAGCGCAAGCGUGUCAUUUGGCUGGCGUAUUAUAGACACUCCUACGGACUUGGCGAGCACUACAACGCUCUUACAAAACAAUCUUGA
Molecule: messenger RNA, 960 nt
Organism: Penicillium angulare
Lineage: Eukaryota; Fungi; Ascomycota; Eurotiomycetes; Eurotiales; Aspergillaceae
Product: deubiquitinase OTU2
Exons: 1
Coding region: 1-960 (319 amino acids)
Biological process (GO): protein deubiquitination
Molecular function (GO): cysteine-type deubiquitinase activity
Source: RefSeq, a predicted model, not a curated record